CCCGUCGGUCCUUAAGGGGAGGCCGUUCCCGUCGCGGGCGGCCCUUAAGGGGAGGCCAUUCCCGUCCCCGUCGACCCUUAAGGGGAGGCCGUUCCCGUCCCCGCCGGCCCUGAAGAGUAGGCCGUUCCCGUCCCCGUCGGCCCUGAAGAGUAGGCCGUUCCCGUCCCCGUCGGCCCUGAAGAGUAGGCCGUUCCCGUCCCUGUCGGCCCUGAGGGGGCCAGCUCUUUGUCUUCCCUAGUCUCCGUCUCUGGUUCUGGCUCCACAUCUGGGUUCGUCUCUGGUUCGGGUUCCACGUUAGUCCCUGUCUCUGGUUCUGGCUCAUCGGCCUGGCAAGGCCCUAUGCUUCUAUCAUCUGCCUGACUGGUGGCCUCGGCGCCUCCUGCCGCUAGGGUGGCGCUGCCUCCUUCGUUGCCAGCCGCUUCGUCUAGGCCCUUUUUUGGGGUGCUCACCUGGAGGACGUUGUUUCUUCCUGCAGGCCUCAAGAUGCGGUCUGUUCCGACAUUGGCCCCCUAGAGCUCUAAGCUCUUUCGUGGGCACCGAGUGUGCCAUUCCGGUUCAGCGGCUGCUGGGUCGAGACUCUCCUCGCCACCAGCCUCCCUGAGAGAAUGGUUUGGACUCUCCGUCAUGUCUUGGACUUAUGUUUGGACUCAGGUGUUCUGUGCAGUCUUGUUUUUGUUCUCUUUAAUAAUCCCACUCAAGCCUAGUCCUGUCUGUGCUGUGCGUUUGGGUUCUCCACCGUAUUGAGUUUCGACAAGUGAGCUCUUCUCCACUUCAGUUUGCCCCCGUACGUAACAUUUUGUCGCGUCUACUGAUUCCACCUAUUGCAGAGGCCAGUGGAGGCUAGGCUACGCUAAACCUUCGGCUAGUAGCUUAGCUAACCUCAAAGACAUGGGUCGUAGAGCGACACCCUCAGCAGAGGGUGUCGUGUUCGCCACAUACUUCCACUUCUCUCUGCCCCCGACUCCGCCAACAACCCCCAAGGUCACCACAAUAUGUAAGUGUAAAUGUAACAAAAUACAGCCGUAAGUUAUAUUCCCAGGCUAGCUUACAUCAUCAGUAGUUUUUUCAUUUAUAAAUACAGUAAUCAUAGUAAUAGUAAUUAAAGUUGUUUAUGUGUGUUUUAUGUUUAUAAUUAUUUUCUUAUUAAAUAAUUCUAAAUGUGACUUUUAAUGUGGACUGAAUGUUUGUGUCUACUUGGUGCAUUACACUCAUUUCGUGUCCCGUGAGGGAAGGGACGGCUAUAAAUUAUGUCUCUCACUCUUCCAGAGCGGGGGGGCUGUCUUUGGGCGAGAGCUCUCGCAGGACAGGUCACACACACACACACACACACACACACACACACACACACACACACACACACACACACACACACACACACACUCAAACCUAUGGGCAAUCAGGAUCAUCAACUGAGGCCAACACAUUGAAAAAGAAAGUCCUUAGCAGCUGUCUGCACACACCAAAGUUCCUUAGUCUCUUUAGCAGGUGAAAGCGACUCUGGCUCCUCCUGUACAGAGUCUGUUGUUUGACCAGUCCAGUUUAUUGUUCAUCAUCAUCACUGUUGCUCUGCUGCCCAUCCAUUAUUUUGUAAAUGUAAUAGUAACAAAAUACAGCUGUAAGUUGUAUUCCCAGGCUAGCUUACAUCUUCAGUAGUUUUUUCAUUUAUAAAUACAGUAAUCAUGAUAAUCAUAGUAAUUAAAGUUGUUUAUGUGUGUUUUAUGUUUAUAAUUAUUUUCAUAUUUAAUAAUUCUAAAUGUGACUUUAAUGUGGACUGAAUGUUUGUGUCUACUUGGUGCAUUACACUCAUUUCGUGUCCCGUGAGAGAAGGGACGGCUAUAAAUUAUGUCUCUCACUCUUCCAGACCCGCAGGUACAAGACUUGUUCUGUCUGAUGCAAGUACAGUUGUAGCAGUCCUAUGAGUUGAUUGUCAUGGGCCAAGAGGAGAGAAGAAGAGCCGCUCUCAUACUGAAUGCGACCUUUGUUCGCCCUGCAGCUUUUUACAUUAACGGGUUUUCAGACCUUCCUCAUGCUGAGUAUUACUACGGCUUCCUGUGCUUCGUCUACAUUCUGACGGUUCUAGGGAAUAGUUUGGUUCUUGCUGUGAUUUACCUGGUGAAGAAGCUUCACACGCCUAAAUACAUGAUUGUGUUCAGCCUGGCUUUAACAGAUCUGUGUGGCAGCACUGCUCUCAUCCCUAAAGUCCUGGACACGUUCUUGUUUGACAGGAGAUACAUUGUCUAUGAGGCUUGUUUGAGUUACAUGUUUUUUGUGUGGUUCUUCACAAGUGUCCAACCGUGGACACUCGUUGUUAUGGCUUUUGACAGGUUUGUAGCCAUUUGCUUUCCUUUACGCUAUCAUCGUAUUGUGACUAAGCCAGUGAUUGCUGCAAUGCUUUUGUUUUCAUGGGUGGCUAUAUUGAGUGUCUAUGCGCUGGCCAUUGGGUUUCUGAACCGACUCUCGUUCUGUGGCUCUUUAGUGGUGCAGAGUUUCUUCUGUGAUCAUGGUCCCAUAUUUCGUCUGGCCUGUAAUGACAAUUCUUUUAAUAGCAAAAUGGUGUAUGCUCUAAUAGUCAUAGUCAUCUGCCUUCCUUUAAUGCUGGUAGUGCUAACGUAUGUCUGCAUUUCUGUGGCUCUGAGCAGGAUCACGUCAGGGCCAGAACGACUCAAAGCCUUUAAAACGUGUGUUUCUCACCUGAUUCUUGUUGCUAUUUUCUUUCUACCGCUGCUGGGCACAAACGUAGCUGUGCUGACGUCCACCCUUCACCCCAACGCCCGGAUAUUUAACUCUACUUUGACACAGACUGUACCAGCUCUGCUGAACCCCAUCAUCUACUCUUUAAAAACAGAAGAGGUGCUCAGAUCUAUGAGAAGACUUUGCAAGAACAGGGUGAGAAAUGUAACCCUCUGCAAAAGGUUUUAACCCCUGCAUUGAUCUAGUAAAUAAAAUCUAUAAAAAAUUACAGCAUGACUUGUUUCUGUGUAGUAGUGUUAGUGUUAAAUUGUUUUGGUCUUUUUGUUAUUUCAAGCGUGUCUUGACCAAAGCAGACAGUGACAUAAAGGUUUAGAUGGACAUUAAACAAAAUGUACAAGUCUACUGUACUUCAUCACUCAUUUAAACAGUCAUAAAAUAUAACAUUGUUAAUUAAUUAUUAACCAAAUGAGGCUGUGGCGAAAUCAAAUUGGGAUAUGAUUUGGACAGUGACUUUCUUUUUGUUUGUUCUUUUAAUGUGGUCUUGUUGGUUUACAGUAUCAAUAAUUUCAAAACAAUUAGGGUUAAGAUCUCACAUGGUCAUAUACUGUGGUUAUACAAGCCACAUUAGAAUUUAAUGCAUCACUUGCAGAUAUAGUGUAUUAAUAGCUCGUGAGCUACUUCAGCAACAUGUGUUCUUGUGUUGAGCUGUGAACCCACAGCUCAGUUGUACUGAACUUAGACAUAAUAGGCAACAUAAGUAAAUGUUUCUGUGAUGACAAAUCAUGAGCCUGAAUUAAUCAGAUUUCUCUAUCUGUAAGUUAAGAAUGUGUUUAUUUGUUGUUAACAACAUUUAAAGUAUAUUGUACUGAACCUACAAAUACCUCAAAAUAAAUAUGAAUAAUUUCAUGAUGUUCAAAAUAAAGAUAAACACCUUAAUGAAUGAAUUGUGAGCUGAUGAUGUAAACAAUGACACAAUGGAGAAUAAACAGUUUGUAAAUUAACACCAUGUGACACAGCUUCCUGCUUCCACUGCUAUUUACAAUAUAAAUGUCAGGUCUCUCACAGUAGGAGUCACUUUAGGAAAGCAGGUGCUUAAUGUAAAGUCAUGUUUCAGUUCCUGCUUUGACACAUAAAUCAAUGGGUCUGGAAGAGAGAUCAGCCUCCAUAAUUAAUACUACGUUUGUUCGUCCUGCAGCUUUUUACAUCAAUGGCUUCACCAACAUCCCUCAUGCUCAGUAUUACUACGUGUUUCUGUGCUUCGUCUACAUCAUGACUGUUGUUGGCAACGGUUUUCUGAUGUCUGUGAUUUACCUGGUGAAGACUCUUCAUUCUGCUAAGUACAUGAUUGUGUUCAGCCUGGCUUUAACAGAUCUGUGUGGCAGCACUGCUCUCAUCCCUAAAGUCCUGGACACGUUCUUGUUUGACAGGAGAUACUGUACAUUUUCUAUGAGGCUUGUUUGAAUUACAUGUUCUUUGUGUGGUUCUUUGCCUUCGUACAGUCGUGGACACUCGUCACUAUAUCUUUUGACAGGUUUGUAGCCUUUUGCCUCCCGUUAAGAUACAGUACCACAGUUAUGUGACUAAACCAGCCAUUGCUGUGAUGCUGCUGUUGACAUUGGCAGCUGUAUUAAGCUUGGUAGCGUGCAUGGCUGGACUACUGAACCAUUUGUUCUUCUGUGGGUCUUUGAACCUCAAUAAAAGCCUCUGCUAGUGCAGGAACCAAAGGAGAGAGCUGGCCUGCUUCAGUGCUGCCCUCAGGAACCUUGGGAAGAACACUUGCAGACAGCAGACAGAUGUGGGACCAGAGAAAGGGCAGGAGCUGGAGCAGGCAUCAUCAGACCAACAAUGGCAGGAGUGAUCACCUCUGGACCACCAGGAACAGAAAAUGAACGGAUCGGGGAUGCAGAGCUGGAGCAUGAGCCAGACGGCAAUGGAGAGCUGGAGUAUAAGCUGGACAAGAAUGCUGAACUGGAGCAUGAGCUGGUGCUGGACGUAGAUGCACAGCUGGAGCUGGAGCCGGCUGUGGAGCUGGGGUGAGAGCUGGGGCCAGACGUAGAUGCUAAACUGGAGCAGGGGCUGGACAUGCAGAACUGGAGCUUGAGCUGUACGUGAAAACUGAUCAGGAGUUCGAGCUGGAAGCUUUGUGACAGGAGUAGAAGAGGCCAGACGUGUCUUGGCAACAGGAGCAGCAGAGGCAGAGUCACCGGGAGCAGGAAUGGACAGGGGCAAAGAGACUUGAUGUGUGCCAACAGCCCUGGGUUCCGAAGAGAGAGUCUCCGUCUCUGUCUGGAGUAGCAGAAAGGGCAGUGGGACUGUGGCUGAUGCAGGCUGAGAUGCUGUGGCUGAAGCAUGGCGUUGAGCAUGGACAAGAUGUGGAUGAGGAGCUGGAGCAAGACAGGUGAGAUGAGAAGCACAGUAGCAGGGGACCCGGAAGCUGAAGAAACACCUGCAACUUCAACCGUACUGUUCUUAACCUCCAAUGAGACUGUGGUCUUGCUGCAAUCCUCUCAGCAAAACCGGGGAAAAGGAACAUGGUCUGCAGCACAAAUCCUUCCCCAUGCACCCAGCCGUGCCGUUCCCUGCAGGUAGCGGUGCACCGAUCUGUGACACUGUCUUACUUACAGUAGACUUACUUCAAUAAGUAACUCUUCCAAGUCGUCCAUAUGUCUUGUACUGUAGUCCCAACCAGACUACUCAAAGUUCUACCUUUAAUCAGCUUGUCUAUAUUAUAUCAAAUCAACCAAUCCUUACUAACAGGUUACGUACCACAGGCUUUUAAGGUGGCUGUGUGUCAGAACGUCAUGGGCGGCGGACCCACAUACACGGCACAGACAGACUCGGAUGUUGAAAAACAAAAAGGGAUUUAUUCCAAAAAGACAGAAUCAGAAUCAGACAAGGUCAUACACAGGGAGGCAAUGACAAACAACCCAGUGGGUCAGGCAAACUCAGUUCCGUGGGCAGGCAAGAUUCGUUAACGUGAGGAUCAAGGUUACAGUACCGUUCAGACAGAGGCAGAAUCGUAGUCAAUAUCACUUGCAGGGUCGUUUACCAGGCAGGCUCGAAGAAAAAGGCAUACAUGGCAGGCAGGGAUUAG
Molecule: messenger RNA, 5785 nt
Organism: Betta splendens (Siamese fighting fish)
Lineage: Eukaryota; Metazoa; Chordata; Actinopteri; Anabantiformes; Osphronemidae
Product: olfactory receptor 1-like
Exons: 1
Coding region: 1930-2919 (329 amino acids)
Biological process (GO): G protein-coupled receptor signaling pathway
Cellular component (GO): membrane
Molecular function (GO): G protein-coupled receptor activity; olfactory receptor activity
Source: RefSeq, a predicted model, not a curated record